AUGGAUGGUGAAUUUGAUCGUGAGGUAGAUGAUGAUGGGUGGGGCCCGUUAUCUCUACAGGCAGAGUGGAUCUUAAAGGGCAUAGGGAAAGAAGAUGGAGUUGUGGUGACAGUGAAAGGGAGGGAAAAGUAUGCUGAUAUGCUGCUAGAGCUUAUCGAAGGGAGGGAAAAUGAAAGAUCCUCACUAGGAGAUCUCAUCUGGGCAUGUGGGAAAGAAGAGCUAGCAAAAGGAGAAGCAGCAAGGAAGAAAGCAGUGCCAGGCGGCAUUUUGCUCCGCAGAAAAUAUAAACAGGCCAUAAAAAAGCAUUUUAGAAGACUUGCUAGGGGGCAGACGUUGGGAGUAGCCCACCGAGGGACAGAGCAUCUUACUAAUGAAAAAAAGGCAGCUGAGAAAGGCUUGACAGGGAUUACCCCCACCCCAAAUACAGACAUGAGAUUAUUCAAAUCAGCACACACACACAGUAAGACACAGAAGGACAAACCCACCAACACAAAGGGUGCCACCCCAGCUCCGCCUCCACCAGCUACCCCUCCCUCUAUCCUGCCUCCUCCCACUGCUGAACCAACGAAUCCUUUCUCAGGUCUCCACCCCUCAGCUCCGCCUCCCACAGCUCCGCCUCCCAAAGCUCCGCCUCUACCCCCACCUUACCACUCCGCUCAGUCUGGUUUUCACAGAAAAAAACUCUCACCCACUAAUCCUUUUGUGAGCACUUCUCUCUACCCAGUGAUCAACAUCAAUGAAGGACACCUGAAGAUUGACCUACCCCCCACCAUGAUGCCUCAACAGCCGGACCCCUCCCUGACUUCUCACAUCCCUGGACACAAGGCACCAUCCAUGGCCUCUAGGACCUCUGGUACCACCACCAUCGACCUCUCAGACUACGAGGACAGAGAAGGCAACGAUACCUACCGAGACAUGGAUGAAAACAGCGAUUCUGAAGCCGAGGACAGCGAGGAGGAAGAGGAGGACCAGCUCGAUGCACCAUUUGGAGACCGUCAGGCCCGCUUUUUGAGUGAGUUUAAAAAAGAAUUACAAUUUAAAUCUUUGCCCACACCAGAUUCACUGCCCGCUCCUGAGCCACAGCAGAGAUCCACCCCCAGGGGACAGGUUAAGACGGUGAUACCGUCCCCGAACAGAGGCUCACAGAGUUCACAGAGUUUGCCCUGCACGGCCCAACUCACGGUAAGAGGUACAUAUGACCCCAAUCCUACCAAGAGCACUCUCAAUAAAAUACUGCAAGACACCCUAGAUGUUACAGGUGCAGAGCUCAUGCGCAGCAGAGUGGAGGAGGAACUCAGACAGGAAGUGAGAGACGAGAUGCUCAGCACCAUGAGAGAUGAGAUGCAGAGGACCAUCAGAGGCUCCACCGUCAACUAUACGGAUAACACGGACGCCAGUGAAGCCAUGACCUCUCAGCCACCAUCACUUCACACGCUCAAAAGCCAUGUUACCGCCAGCAUAUUCAGACACAGCUACAGCACACCACAGCUCCUCCGCUUUCCCUCUGGUCGAAUCCAGUGGUGGACACAAAAUCUAUAA
Messenger RNA from Xyrichtys novacula (pearly razorfish), 1539 nucleotides. The record is from the annotation of a GenBank genome assembly. Lineage: Eukaryota; Metazoa; Chordata; Actinopteri; Labriformes; Labridae.